UCUCUCUAUCUCUUGGAGACUUGAACGAUAGCCAGACUAUUUUACGUCUUCUCGCUCCAACUUGGUCCCUACCAAUGUUCUUCAACGACAGAGGGAGCGAGACUAUUGACGUGUUCAAAACAUGGUAGUGGACAGUGGUUGAAGCCGCGAGAUGGGCAUGCCAACUGAGCAGACCAGCCACACACACGCACACACAUCAGAUCAAGAAUUGGGAUUCUGAGUGAAGCAGUGAUAAAUAUUGGAUGAUACCCGAGAUAGCUGAGAGAGAGAGCUCUCUUGGAAGCCCCAGAAGAGGGCCUCCAUGGCCGAAAACACACACACUCCACCACUACCAUCGCCACACACACACACUCAUUGGAACCACGUCUUUGAACUCGAGUGUGUCAGUAACAUUGGAGCGCUCUGCGAGUGCACAGAGGCAGAAAUGACACCACAUUUCUGACUCAUGCCUUUCAACAACAUCUUGCAGAAAACAGACCCACGCGCAUACUAUGAAAGACAGAAUCCAACGAUACCAAACAGUGCUUGAGCCUCCAAAAGAAGAACAAACAAAAUAGUUAGUCACAUAAGUUAUUCAUCGGUCCACCAUGCCGAAAAUAUUUGCAAUAAGACAUCGCCUCAUGGAGGUCCAGCAAUCGUUGAUCUCCUCCAAUGAUGGAUCAAUGCCCUUGAAGGACCCCUUCGGCAUGUUUGACUACUCAAAACCCAAUUUUGAUAAAUGUUUUGACGUGCUAAGUGAACUAAGAGUGACCCCUCAAUCUGAAUCCCAAUUGGACGAUCAACUACCAGACAUUCUUGCCCCUUCUACAAUCACCAACGUUUCAUUGGACCAAGACGAAUGCCGCCCAGAAAAGCUCCAGGAAGCUUCGACUGCGCAGGAAUUGGUCAAGGAGGAGGAGGAAGAAGAAGAAGAAGAAGCUGGGGUCAAGACUAGACGUCAAGAACUCUUUGAGGAAAUAUCACACCAUCUAGCCGACCAGCUCAGGGAUGAAAACAAAGAGAAUCACGCAAAUCAUGCUGUCACAAUAGAGGGCUCUUCAUCACCAAUGAAACUGGGGAACCACCGCCAUCAAUCCCCGAUCUCCAAUGAAAACGAUGGGAAAGGUGAAGAGAACCAAAAGAGCACCCAGAGUAGGAAAAGAAACAGGAAAGCCAAGUUUCUCCGAAGAAACUCAGAGUCCGGAUUGUGCAAGAUCGCUCUAUGGUUCCAAUCCAGGAGGAGGGCCAAUGGCCAAAACAUCCGCGAGAGCCAGAGAUUAUCGCCAUUUUGUUUGUAUGCAAGACCUCCUCCAAUGGGACAAGUCAAUGGUCAAACGAUUACCCUUGAAUCCAAUGGACACAACUCGCCACAUCAAAGCCCGCCAACUGACGGGACGUCUGGUUCGGAAUCUUCAAACUCAAGUGGAAGCGGACAAGGCGGCAAUUUUCAGAGAGACGCCAAUUCCAACCAAUUUAAAGGUGGGAAUGCCAAUGGCCAAGAGCAUGGCUCCCCAACUGGCAAUGAAGAAUCGGGUCAAUUGGACCUGGACAGCUUUGAGUAUCCGGACUCACCCACUCAAAAGUGGUUGGCAGACAAUGCCGAUUUGAGCCCCUUAACAGUAUUAGACAACAUCAAUUUGAAAUCGGAAUACCCUUAUGCCACUCACCAUGUUGUCGAAAAACCUCCAGAUAUUACUACAAUUGCCUUGGACACCUCACAAGAGAACAUGCUUCAGUUCUCCGCCUCUGUGCCAGUGCCUGACUCUUCCGCAACCUUCCUGGACAUUGGAACCGAUACCUUUUCUCAGAGCCUCUACGAUGACCUUAGCGAUAUCAAUCUGGCAGACUUCCAGCAUGUGACCGUGGCCAAUACAAUGGGCUUCACUACAGUGAACACUUCAUGCUCGGGGCUCGUGAUGCCUCAAAUGCCAUUAACCAUGGCUCCACUAGGGCCUCCCACCACGGGAAGUUCUAUGAACGGACAUCUCCUCACCACUACCGGGUACCCAAGUAGCCUGAUGCCGUCGAAACCUGUUACCUUGGAAAGACUUCAGAAUGUGGCCACCCUUCAAGGGCCCGUUCCCACAACUCACAGUAUUACUUUGUCUAAUGUAGUCCGAGUCAAGGAAGAGCCUAAAGCCAUGGAUGGAACCUCCGUGAAUCUUGGUACCUUGCCGACCAUUCCCAUUCCACAAGAGGGCGGGAAUAACAAUUCCAUUUCUCAUACUUCAUUACCCCAAGCCCCAGUUUCACUCCGAAGCUUGGUUGAGCCUCUACCGGCUUCUGCUCUCAAGGGGCUCAUCAAACAGGAGAUUCCUGUAACCCUUCCCAAUACGCCAAUGUACAACACUUCCAACUUGGUGAAAAUGGAAGUGUCUGAUCUUCAAGGAGGCCAUGAGGGGGGUGACAUGACUAGCGACUCAUUCAACCAGCACGCCUACUCUCCCAUGUCCAUGUCGUCCACACCCAAUUCUCCCAUGGGAAGCCCAAGUUCAAACGGAGGAGGAAAGAUGAAAGGAUCUCCAAACCGAAAGAAGUCCUUGUCCACAGACGAGGAUGAUAUCAGCAAUAUUCCAUCUUUAAAGAUGAGAAUUCAAAUCAUCUCACAGAGGAUUGGGAUUCCCGCAGAUGCUCAAAUAGAGCUAAUCAAUGGUGGCCAUGGAAUUAAGAACCCACUUUCCUCCGACACUGCGGUCAAACCCGACGAAAAACUUCCACCCGCUCGGCCCCAAUGCGAUCCCUCCAAGUUCCAGUGCCGUAUCUGCUCCAAGGUGUUCAGUCUCCAACGACUCCUGAAUCGCCACAUGAAGUGCCACAGCGAUACAAAGCGAUACCUCUGCACCUUUUGCGGAAAGGGCUUCAAUGACACAUUCGACCUUAAACGUCAUACCAGGACCCACACAGGUGUGCGUCCGUACAAGUGCAAUCUCUGUGAGAAGUCGUUCACUCAACGAUGCUCUCUUGAAUCCCACUGUUUGAAAGUUCAUGGUGUUGCUCAUCAGUAUGACUACAAACAGCGGCGCUCAAAGAUGUACGUGUGCGAAGACUGCGGUCAUACCACGUCCGAGCCUGAGGUCCAUUACCUUCAUCUCAAGGAGAACCAUCCGUACAGUCCGGCCCUCUUGAAGUUUUACGACAAACGCCACUUCAAAUUCUCCAACUCCAAUUUUGCUAGCAUGCUUUUGCAAGUAAGCUAAUUGAGGGCGGGAUGCCAAACCAUUCAUCAAACCGAACCAGUAAUUCGAAGACUACAAUGAAGGACGACUCCACAGCGAAGGGGUAACACGAAAGAAAACUGAAGCAGUAUCUCAUGUAUGAAGAAAUUCGAAAACCACAAAACGACAACAAUAACCACUCCACCAGCAACGCAAAUUUUGGCAUUAGACGGACCGUUUGCAAUAUUAAACCUUAAGGGCCACAAUACUAAAAUUUUAACUAACAUGGGGCUGAAUCUCUAGGCUCUCGACCAGAGAUGGUGACGGGUUUCUAUCAACUCAACAAUAUUCAAAGAUCAGCUGCACUGAUCUUUCCUCCCGUGACGUCACAGAGCAUAUACAUUAUAAACAUAACCUCUGGAAUGAAUGACUCUGUAAAACACCACAUGUUUAAUUUGAACAUUUAUGAUGACCUUUUCUGAGACAUCCAAGCGACAUGACAUAUGUAAUAGUACUUAUGUAAAUACUCUUGUACCUAUAAAGACAUAGAGCGGUUAUUGAAAUAAUAAUCCUCUAGCAAGUUCCCAAAUGGCCUAAACCAUGGUGACCCUCCAAACAAGCCCUUACCAGGUAGCUACUAAAUCAUUCCAUUCUAACCAUAUAAAUAUCAUCUUCCUGAAACAACCUCGAAUCGGUUGGAACCUUCAAGUAUUCUUCCUAACCCACUAACGCGUUACUUUGAAACCCGUUUUGUCAGUUUGAUGUGCAAUGUUAUCCUAGUUUCUAAGGUAAACAACAUUAUAUUAUAUGAACUUUACUUUGCUCUGUGGUCACAAAGAAUGUCUCAAUUUUCGCAUUGAAACACUUGAAAAUCUUUGUCAAAUCGUAAAAACUCCUCCACAAAUGUGCAAUCAAUCUCUCCAAAUUUUAUUUAUCCAAGACUUUGUUUUGUGACCCAGAGCAAAUACUAUCGUGUGACCAUUCCUAAUCGGAAACUUUGGCUUGUUAUGAAUCUCAUUCGCUCUACCUUGAAUUUCUUCCAUGAAGCAAGAAUAAAAAAAGAUUAUCCAUUUA
Messenger RNA from Tigriopus californicus, 4208 nucleotides. RefSeq lists its product as uncharacterized. The coding region runs from base 588 to 3176 and encodes 862 amino acids. The record is from RefSeq and is a predicted model, not a curated record. The transcript is spliced from 5 exons. Gene Ontology annotation, biological process: epidermal cell differentiation; regulation of transcription by RNA polymerase II. Gene Ontology annotation, cellular component: nucleus. Gene Ontology annotation, molecular function: DNA-binding transcription factor activity, RNA polymerase II-specific; RNA polymerase II cis-regulatory region sequence-specific DNA binding. Lineage: Eukaryota; Metazoa; Arthropoda; Copepoda; Harpacticoida; Harpacticidae.